Pseudocercospora fijiensis CIRAD86 is the source of this 1744-nucleotide messenger RNA. RefSeq lists its product as uncharacterized. The record is from RefSeq and is a predicted model, not a curated record. Lineage: Eukaryota; Fungi; Ascomycota; Dothideomycetes; Mycosphaerellales; Mycosphaerellaceae. The transcript has a single exon. Bases 9 to 1385 code for a protein of 458 amino acids.
CGUUCAAGAUGAUCGCACCAAUUACCACUGUCCUUAUUUCACUUCUAGCAUUCGCGGCAGCACAAGUAGACACGGAUGGCGCGACGGAUUCGGCACCUGCUUUCACGUUCGCUCCAGCAUCUAGCUCCGACGUCCCAGCAUUCGCAGAUGAUGUUCAAAGAACAAUGUCCACACAGACUGAGCUUGACGCGCCGAAUACUACAGCUCCUACUGGGACCCCGUCAGUUGAUGGCCCACGAGCUAGCCCUUUGGCGCCUGUGACCGCCAGCUCCGAGUCCAACCUCGAUAUGCCAACUUCUUCACCUACAACGACGCCAUCUUCAUCACCAGAAUUCGCAUUCGCACCUACGACAACAUCGCCAUCAUUCGCAUUUGCACCAACAACUUCGAGCAUGGAGUUCUCCUUUCAGCCGCAGACCCAGUCUUCACAAGCUCCGACCAGCCCGGUCACGACAAAGCCCUCAGAGCCAGAGCAGAACACUGCGAUCGUAGAAUCCUCGGAAACUCAACUCGAACAACCCACAACCACGCCAGAAUUCACCUACUCACCAUCCACAACACCAUCUUUCACCCCAUCUUUCACCUACUCACCAUCUUUCACCCCAUCUUUCACCUACUCACCAUCAACAACCCCAUCUUUCACCUACUCACCAUCAACAACACCCUCCACAACCCCAUCUUUCACCUACAACCCACCACCACCAUCAUCAUCCAUCCCCGGAAACCCCGUCGAGCAACACCCCCACCUCGAACAAUCCGCCACCUCCCUCAUCGCCCCAUCCCCCAUCCUCGCACCGUCCGUCUCCUCCCUCGAAAAACCUUCCCCCUCCACAAUCACCGGCGCCCCAAUCUACAAAACUCUCCACGUCAGCCAAGCCUCCAACGGAAAUUUCAUGUACGGCUCCCACACGCUCUCCCCGGGCGCGGAAAUCACGCAAGGCGCGAACCCGAAAUUCCCGACGCAGAUCAUCGACGUGAAAUCUUCGGCGGAAGUCCUCAUUGAGAAUGCCGCCAAGACGACGGAGACGCAGUACUUAUCAUCUGGGAGACCUUCUGCUACGGUGACGGUGAGGCCGGUUCCGUCUCUCAAUGGGGGUUAUUAUGUACUUUCUGCUGCGCCUCAGGAGUGGGUUACGUUGAAUGGGUAUACGAUGGCGGUUAGUUCGGUUGCGGUGGCGACGGAGAAGGCGAUUGCGUUUCAGGGGCAUACGGUUUCUAUGGGGGGAGUGACGUUGGUUGCUCGUCCUACUGCUGCUGCUGCGGCGAAGAGUUCGCAGGCGGGUGCGGAGAGUUCGAGGGUGCCUGAUUCUGGGGUUGGGAGAGUUGGGGCUGCUGGGUCGGUUGUGUGUGUUUUGUCUGGGUUGGUUGUGGGGUUGAUGUUGUAGUUUUCUUUGAGCGAGGGAGUGUGUCGUGUUAUAAUGGAGAAUGCUACGUUGGGGCUUUUCUUGGAGAUGAUGUUUGGUAGUUCGUGUUGAAAGGGUGUGUCUGUGAGAUGAUGGAUGGAUUUGUGUUCCGACCUUAUCUCAUCGCCUGUUCGCUCGCUGAUGUUCUUUGACAUGUGCUCUACGAAAUGUGGCAUGCUACGAGCAUUGGCCAUGAUGUUCGCGAUGCUCGGUGAAUAGGCUGAAACUGGUAAGGGAGGCCGGUAAGGAGUGGAGAGCAACAGCAAUGAUUUGCUCGCCACAUCGUCGCAUACUUGAGGAGGCAGAAUGGAUGCAUGGAUGAGCUUUCAGACCCGAAAAGG